UCAAAGCAAAAAGCAUGUCAAUUAUGAAGGAAAAGCCAAAAAUCAUGCAAAAGCUUCACCAUAAUAUAUGCUAUAAGCACAUCAUUUCAUCUUAAUCUUAACAUUACCAAAAACAGAAUAGUAGACGAAUCAUAUUUAUUCAACACACAAUCAAAUUAGAAAUCAAGCAUCGUUUUCCAAUCUGCACCAAUUCAGAAAGAAUCCAAAGCAAUACUUCCAAACCAACCGCUCCUCUCUCUCUCUCUGUGCCACCUUUUACCUUUUAUUUAUACACUCAAAGUCUCAAACCCUCUCUCUCUCUCGCAGAUACAGAGAUGGACGGGAAGCGUCUCGCCCUAUUCCUGUCCCUAUACGUCGCCGUUUCUGUCUCCUUCUCCGCCGCUCUUGAAUAUCAAACCCUCAUCCCCACCUCCCUACCGUCACCUCAAACCCUCUCAUGGCCCACCCACCAAGAAUCCGAACCCGAAUCCGAGUCCGAAUCCGAAUCCACCCUCUCACUAAACUUGCACCACGUGGACAAUCUCUCUCCCGCCUCCAACUCAUCCCCACAGUCGCUCUUCGCACUCCGUCUCCGUCGUGACGCCGUCAGAGCCAAAUCUCUCUCCGUCAUCGCCGCCGCCACCCGCGCCAACGCCUCCGCCGCCUUCAGCAGCUCCGUCAUCUCCGGACUCGCGCAGGGGAGCGGCGAAUACUUCACGCGCAUCGGCAUCGGCACUCCGCCUAGAUACGGCUACAUGGUGCUCGACACCGGAAGCGACGUCGUAUGGGUCCAGUGCUCGCCGUGCCGGAAAUGCUACGCCCAAACCGACCCGAUCUUCGAUCCGAAGAAAUCGUCGUCGUUUUCAGGAGUCUCGUGCGCCUCCCCGCUCUGCCGCCGCCUCGAUUCGCCCGGCUGCAACGGCCGCCGGAAAUGCCUCUACCAGGUCGCCUACGGCGACGGCUCGUUCACCGUCGGAGAAUUCUCGACCGAGACGCUGACGUUUCGUCGCGCGAAGGUGAGCAGCAUCGCCUUCGGCUGCGGGCACGAUAACGAGGGUUUGUUCGUCGGCGCCGCCGGCCUGCUCGGCCUCGGCCGCGGGAAACUGUCGUUUCCGACGCAAGCCGGCGGGAGAUUCGGCCGGAAGUUCUCGUACUGCUUGGUGGACCGGUCGGCCUCCUCCAACCCGUCGUCGAUGGUGUUCGGCGGCUCCGCCGCCGCCUCGAGAUCCGCCGCCUACACGCCGCUGCUGAGGAAUCCGAAGCUCGACACGUUCUACUACGUCGGAUUGAGCGGGAUCUCGGUCGGCGGGGCGCGCGUCGCCGGGAUCACGGCGUCGCUCUUCAAGCUCGACGCGAUCGGCAACGGCGGCGUGAUCCUGGAUUCGGGCACGUCCGUGACCCGGCUGACCCGACCCGCGUACGCGGCGCUGAGGGACGCGUUCGUGGCCGGGGCCCCGAACCUGAAGCGCGCGUCGGAGUUCUCGCUCUUCGACACGUGCUUCGAUCUCUCCGGCAAGACGGAGGUGAAGGUGCCGACGGUGGUGCUGCACUUCGAGGGCGCCGACGUGUCGCUGCCGGCGUCGAAUUACUUGAUCCCGGUGGAUGGCGACGGGAAAUUCUGCUUCGCUUUCGCGGGCACCGCCAGCGGGUUGUCGAUAAUCGGGAACAUCCAGCAGCAGAGUUUCCGGGUCGUGUUCGACUUGGCGGGCAAUCGGGUCGGGUUCGCCCCGCGAGGAUGCGUUUAGUGGAAAAGCGAUUAAUGAUUUCUUUUUAUUGUAUGUGUGAUUAAUCGCCUUAAACCUUCCAAAUUGGGGAAGAUUAACACAAACUAAAGCCAUAAACAAAGAAAUCGCCUUGUUUUUUUUUUUUUUAACUAUACUGCAAUCGAAUUCUCAUGCAAGCAGAUAGUAGUAAUUUUACGCGAUUAAUUAAGAAUGUAUUGAAAUCA
Salvia miltiorrhiza (redroot sage) is the source of this 1927-nucleotide messenger RNA. RefSeq names its product aspartyl protease family protein 2-like. The record is from RefSeq and is a predicted model, not a curated record. Lineage: Eukaryota; Viridiplantae; Streptophyta; Magnoliopsida; Lamiales; Lamiaceae. The coding region runs from base 315 to 1724 and encodes 469 amino acids. The transcript is spliced from 2 exons. Gene Ontology annotation, biological process: proteolysis. Gene Ontology annotation, molecular function: aspartic-type endopeptidase activity.